AUGGUCUUCUUGGUUUGGAGCCUCGGUUUGCUUCCCUUGCCUUUAGCUCGUGAACUAGCUCGAGCCGGAGCUUUCUUCACCGGAGUAGAUCGAGUCUUUGAGGCUUGGCUUUGGAGAUGGAAGGCGAUGCAUGUGCCUUCUCCUUCAUCUUCUUUGACGGUGGAAGUCCGGUUGAUCGAGAAUUUCCUCUUCCGGGUAAUGAGCGAUGCUCAUCAUCGCUUUCUUCAUCGGAAACGGCAUAGCGAGUUUGAGCGAAAGCCGAUUUCGGGAUCUCCGGCAUGUAGGAGAAGCGGUUCAGGCGUCGGCUCCUUCUGCUCAGAUCGAAACGGUUGGCCGGGAAUGAGUUCAUCGAGACCUCGUCGUGUGGAGAAACGACCGGAGUUGGAUCUCUCGGUGGAAUCGAAGCGUCGGGCUCCGUGA
Microthlaspi erraticum is the source of this 420-nucleotide messenger RNA. Lineage: Eukaryota; Viridiplantae; Streptophyta; Magnoliopsida; Brassicales; Brassicaceae. The record is from the annotation of a GenBank genome assembly.